This is a messenger RNA of Verticillium alfalfae VaMs.102, 456 nucleotides long. RefSeq lists its product as hypothetical. The transcript has 3 exons. The record is from RefSeq and is a predicted model, not a curated record. NCBI's taxonomy places the organism in Eukaryota, Fungi, Ascomycota, Sordariomycetes, Glomerellales, Plectosphaerellaceae. The coding region runs from base 1 to 456 and encodes 151 amino acids.
AUGUCUUUCAAAAUAGCCGGGCCUGCCCUUGGGUAUUCUCAGAUGGAAUUCAAAGACCAUGGCUGUAACGGACCCGCUGCUGAUAUGCUCGGCCUUCCAGGCGGCUUUCCAGCGGUCCUGAACACUGAGUCCUCGUGGACUGGCCAGGAUUUCAGUCUUGAUCCACACAAAUACAUUGUCAACCUGUCGGCUGCCAACAUCAAGGAAUUAGAGAAUGCUUUGGAAACGUUCAAGAACUCCGGCCAAGAUGGCGGCAAUGUGACCCGUGACACCUUCAAGCUACCUGUUCUCGGCGACACGCUGUGCCAGGUUUCCCAGGACGUGAUUUCUGGUCGAGGAUUUGCAGUGUCUACAUUGCCAACGAGCAAGGAAGACAAGACAAGAAGGGCAACAUGCUUGGUGAGUGUGUAUUGGAACUAUCGUGCUGUCAUCGGCAUUUCUGGGUGUGGCGACUGA